AGUCUAACGUGUAAGACGCUGCACCACGCGGCGGUUUUAGAGAAUCUCAAGAGGCCGCCUUUAGUGAAAAAACACGGCCCGCCACCUAAGCAAUUGGCUAUUUUAGCUUAUCGAAAGAGAUUAAAUGUCUAAUUAAAGGCAAUAACAACAAUUAUACGUCUAAAGUGUCUUGGAAAAGAAAGGGAAACAAACCGCAACCCACACUAGACUACAAAGGGUAGACUGACAACAAACAGUAUGGCUGCUGUUCUAGGAGCUUGGGAUUAUGCCAUCCUGGCUGUGGUCCUUAUAAUAUCCGUAGGAAUUGGACUCUAUUAUCGUUUUGCUGGCAAUAAACAGAGCACCACAACGGAAUAUUUGCUGGCAAAUCGUUCUAUGGGAGUCACUCCGGUGGCGUUCAGUUUAAUGGCCAGUUUCAUGUCGGCCAUAACCAUAUUGGGCGUAUCCAUGGAGAAUUAUCAAUAUGGCACCAUGUUUGUCAUUAUCAAUAUAUCCUAUGUGGUGGGGACACCCAUAGCCGCAUAUUUAAUACUACCCGUAUUCUAUCGCCUUAAGACGGCCAGUGUGUAUGAGUAUCUGGAGCUAAGAUUCGGUUAUGCCGCCCGUUUGGCUGCCUCCUUGAGUUUCUCCAUGCAAAUGAUCCUGUAUAUGGGCAUUGUUGUCUAUGCCCCAGCCCUGGCCCUGGAAGCAGUGACGGGUCUUAAUCAAAUCUUCUCGAUUUUAAUUGUGGGCGUUGUAUGCACUUUCUAUGCCACAUUGGGUGGCAUGAAAGCUGUAUUAAUCACGGAUAUAUAUCAAUCACUCUUAAUGUUCGUCGCCGUCUUCAGUGUGAUCAUUUGUGCAUGGGUCAAGUCGGGCAGUUUGGAAGAGAUUUGGCGCACAGCCCAGGAGAAUGGACGCAUUGAUUUCAGCAACUUCAGUGUCGAUCCCACGGAGCGGCAUACCUGGUUCACUCAAAUACUGGGCGGCCUGGCCACUUAUCUUGCCAUCUAUGGAGUGAAUCAGACUCAAGUUCAACGUCUAUUGGCCGUACACAAUUUACGUUCGGCACGUGCGGCUCUCUGGUGGUGCUUACCCAUACUCUGCCUGUUGAGCGUUAGCACUUGCUUCUCCGGUCUGUGUAUCUAUUGGUACUACAAGAAUUGUGAUCCCGUUCUGGAGGGUCGUGUCGGUUCCAGGGAUCAGGUGAUGCCUUUGUUUGUGGUGGACACCAUGAGUCAGUAUACGGGUCUAUCGGGCCUCUUUGUAUCGGGAAUAUUCUGUGCCAGUCUUUCGACCAUUAGUUCGGCCAUUAGUUCAUUGGCCGCUGUCACCUUGGAGGAUUAUCUUAAGCCGCUAAUCCGUGGACUAACCCAGCGCACUCUCAACGAUCAGCAGUCUCUGCUGUAUUCGAAAUUGCUGUCCGUUUUCUUUGGAGCCGUUUGCAUUGGUCUGGCCUUUCUGGCUGGCUCCUUUGGUGGACUUUUGCAGGCGGCUCUAUCGAUUUUCGGCAUCAUUGGUGGACCACUUUUGGGUCUAUUCAGCCUCGGCAUGUAUGUGCCCAAGGCGAAUCAAAAGGGGGCCAUCGGAGGAUUACUCAUCUCGUUGGCCUUUUCGUUUUGGAUAGGAUUCGGUCAACCGAAACCGCCAAUAAUCAGUUUACCCAUGUCCACGGAUGGUUGUCCCAUAACCGAAUUUAGCCAGAGUCGUGCCAGUGACAUAUUUCUGACAAAUUUGCGAGCGGACCCCGACCAGGAUCAGGACCAACACUAUUUCUACUUGUAUAGAAUAAGCUAUAUGUGGUAUGCUGCUUUAGGCUUUCUGGUGGCCUUCUUUGUCGGUUGGCUACUCUCCUAUCUGUUCGCUUGGCUGAAAUGGGAUGACAAUCGACGUAUUUACCAAGAUCUCGAUUGUACCCUAAUCAAGCAUGAUCUUUUUGUGCCGCCAUUGGCGAGGCGCUUGCAAAGGCAGCAAAUGCCACGAUUAGUGGUCACGGGAACCAGUUCAGAAUUUGUUAACGAUGUCUCAACAACAAUUGAGGAUCAGACCAAAUCAUGAAGAGAGAAGAACACAUUCAAUGAAAUGUUCUUAACCUUUUUUCGGGCUUUUCUUCUUGUAGAUUUUUUUUUAUUGAAUUUUCACUUUUAAUAAACAUGAAACGACAAUUAUAUAUGUAAA
Molecule: messenger RNA, 2157 nt
Organism: Drosophila willistoni
Lineage: Eukaryota; Metazoa; Arthropoda; Insecta; Diptera; Drosophilidae
Product: putative sodium-dependent multivitamin transporter
Exons: 1
Coding region: 238-2037 (599 amino acids)
Biological process (GO): transmembrane transport; sodium ion transport
Cellular component (GO): membrane
Molecular function (GO): symporter activity
Source: RefSeq, a predicted model, not a curated record